Molecule: messenger RNA, 4451 nt
Organism: Halichondria panicea
Lineage: Eukaryota; Metazoa; Porifera; Demospongiae; Suberitida; Halichondriidae
Exons: 15
Coding region: 201-4373 (1390 amino acids)
Biological process (GO): signal transduction
Cellular component (GO): nucleus; cytoplasm
Molecular function (GO): protein binding
Source: RefSeq, a predicted model, not a curated record
AUCAGAGGCUAAUCACUUGCAAUAUAGGGUGUGUAUGGAAUGUCUGUGGUGAAAAUAAUUAUUAGAUAUAAUUUUCCAAGAUUACCUAUAGAUAUAUAUCCAGCCAGUGAAAUAGUUGGCUACUAUAAUUAGAUCUAUUCAGCUGCAGCCUACAUUGGUCUCACUCUGGUGGUGAAUGUAUUGGGUGGAAAACUGAAAAUAUGGGACAGAGACAGUCCGCUGAGCAACAGGCUGAGGAGUUAAGGGAGGCUGCUAGAGAUAAAAGUAUCGAGUCCAAGCAGGUCGAGGAGUUAAUGGAGGUUGCUGGAGUGAAAACUACUGAGUCUAAGCAACAGGCUGAGGAGUUAAGGGAAGCUGCUGGAAUGAAAGAUAUGUCCUCUGAAGAUAAUCCCGCUGAACAACUCUGGGUGGCAAGUCGUGAUGGCCUUCAUGACCAGGUUGAAGAUCUCUUAAAGAAAGGAGGUAACCCUAACAGUGAAUAUUACAAGAGAACGCACAACGGGUCGACGCCAUUACAUCAAGCAUGCUGCAACAAUCACCCCCAAACUGCAAAGCUGCUACUACAGAAUGGUGCUUACUUGAAGAGUCUGAAUUCAGAUAAUGACAUUCCGCUCAAAGUUGCUGUCAUCAAAAAGAGUAUGGAGUGUGUCAAACUACUUAUGGAUCACUGCUCUUCCACUGAGCCAGUUAAUGAUGCUGGUGACACUCCACUCUCUCUGGCCUGUGCCAAUGGCCACGUGGACAUGAUCAAAUAUUUUGUGGAGGAUCAACAUUGUAAUCCUAAAAGGACAGUGAACAAGGCUGGUGACACUCCACUCUCUCAGGCCUACAAAGGUGGACACUGGGAAGUGGUCAAGUAUCUCGCCAUCACUCAUCACUGUGAUACAAAAGGUCUCCUCUUAUUAGCAGUAAAGGAUGCUCAGAAAACAGGAGUGGAGUUUCUACUGGCAGAAUGCCACAGUGAUCCGAAUAUGAUCGACAAAGAAGGCAAGACACCUCUCGAUUUGGCCAGCAACCCUGAUAUAAUAAAGCUCCUCUUGAAACAUGGAGCCAAGGCUGCCAAUGUCUACAAGGAAUACAGGAAGCACAUAGGAACACUUUCUUUUGAGCAACCCCCACACCUUCCUCUGUCUGUGCUCAUCAUUGGCGAUAGUGGCGUUGGAAAGAGUACUUUGUUGAAGUCUAUUCUAAGCGCAAAUCGUUUUCUGGCUAAAGUGCUGAAACCAAAACCUGUAGAUGGUGUCGAUACAAGGACAGUGGGAAUCAUACCGUACGAUGUAUACACUAAAGACUUUGGAAGAAUCAUCUAUUUUGAUUUCGCUAGCCAGAACGAGUUUUACACGAGCCACUGUGCCAUUCUGGAGAAUGCUGUUCAAACCUCACCACCCAUCAUUAUCCUCUGUGCUAAGCUUGUAGAAAGUGAGCAGGCGAUUAUUGACUCCAUGAAUCGUUGGUUAACCCUCGUCCAAAACCAGUGCACCAAUCUGAAAGGCAAAGCACACGUGAUAGUAGUUGGUAGCCAUGCCGACCAGGUGAAGGAAAUGGGAAAAGAUCCACAAGCCAAAGAGGGAAUCUUUGUCCCCAUUAUCAAACAAUUCCCGAAGUUUGAGUUCACAGAGUUCAUUCCAAUGGAUUGCCGCUUUGCAGAUUCGAAUGACAUGACAAAAGCAAGAAAACAGAUCCAGAAAAGCUCCGCUAUUCUCCGCUCUCCAGAAACCAUCAGCCUAAAUGCUCACACUUUUUACAUCUACCUUACUGAAAGCUUCAAAGACGACCUUGCUUUGUUGUUGGGAAAUGUCUAUGAAAGAAUUAAGAGCGAUCUUAAGGAGGAUAUGUCAAAACGCACUCAAGAUAUUCUUUCUUUCAUACCCAGCACCGUCUCUCACCUUGUAGAGAUCUGCGACCAGCUGCAUAAAAGAGGUCUCCUCUUGUUUCUCUGCAAUGACAGCUCUCCAGAGAAGUCUUUCUUAGUGAUUAACCAAGCAACACUUCUGUCCAGAGUCACUGGGACCGUGUUUGCUCCUGAAAGUUUCCACCAACACUGCCAGCUAGCUUCAAGCACUGGAGUGGUGCCUUUGUCGAAAUUCAAGAAAGAAUUUGAUGGCUUCGACAUAGAGAUGCUGAUUGCCUUCAUGUCCCAUUUAGAGCUUUGUUUCGAAAUCUUAGAUGAGCAACUUUUAGAUUGCAUUUCAAAGGAGAUUGCUUUUUCCACUGACAGAGAUGCUUCUGUUCCUGAGUUUGACACUCGAUAUCUCUUCUUUCCCGGGCUCAUUCGAAUCAAAAUACCAGAGCAAAUGUGGAAAGAAUCGCAAAGAAUCAAGUACCACUUUGGUUGGAUACUCCAAACCUCUCAAGACACAGAGUUUUUCGAUCCUCGCUGCCUUCAGGUCCUCAUUCUGAGGAUAGUGUUCACGUUCCGCCUUGCCCCUCCCAGUAAGAUAAUGCAUGAUGUCCCUUCCCUACAGAAAUUCUGCUCUGUGUGGAAGAGUGGGAUCUGCUGGUGCAAUGAUGAUGGAAUCACUGCACACCUCGAGCUUGCUGAAAAUGGCCGAUCUCUUGUUCUCAAAGUGCGCACUGACACAGUUCGACCUGAAGGUCUGAUUCAUCGCUCCAGAAUUAUGAGCACAAUUCGUGAGACUGUUGAAUGUUUUGGCCGCAAUGUGAACGUGAUUGAAUCAGUGAUUGAUCCAGAUGAAGUUGUCAAGCAUCCUCUGAAAAAUCCCUCUGACCUCUCACUGGUCAACAUCAAAGAUAUUGCAGCAGCUGUCUCCUCCAACAGAAGACUGAUGAAAUCAACACAAUAUUAUGGCCUCACCUUCAAGCACCUCGUACAGUUUGAGCCGUAUGCUGGCCUGAAUCAACCCACCAUACAGUGUAUCCACAGUGACAAAAAUCCCAAGAAAGAUGAGAAAAUCUCCAGAGCUUUCAUUUCAUAUUUUUCCAGCCAAAUUUCUGACCCUGAAAAACAGGAUCAAGUAGUUCGAAACAGUCGCAUGUACAAAAGAAUCCUGAGCCCUUCCAUUGUCAAAAUUCAGUCAGUCAGUCCCAGACAGGAGGUGGUCCAGGCCCUUGAGACGUGGAAGAGUGAGACUGAGGGAACUUACAGCUGUCUGAGGGAGACUCUCAACAAGUACAGCGUCUUCACUGGGAGAAACCCUUUGGACCUAGCGGGUGUGGCUCACAACGAGGUUGAUCUCUCUGUAUUUCCAGAACCUCCUGCUACAGAUGAUGCAGGAGAAGACUUGCUACCACUAGAUAAAGUGAAGAAUGCAGUCAUUGCAAUCACUGCUGACUGGUACAGUCUGGCAAUACAGCUGGAUAUUGACUACAAAACUAGAAAGGUCAUUGAGCGUGACCACCCAUCGUUAGAAGCUGGGUUCCAUGUCAUGUUGCAGCACUGGGUGAGGAGACUCUCCCCUCCCCCCUCCUGGUCGGCCCUCAUUAGAGCACUAAAGUGCCCCAUCAUCAAUCGAGCAGACAUUGCAGCAGACAUGGAGACACAUCAGGAUGUGUUGGGAGUAUGUAGAGAUGGUGAAUUAUCCAUUCCCUCUCAGGAUCAGCAAAAUGUAUUUGUCCAAAAAGAGCCACUCAGUGUGGACCAGCACUUGAAGGUGGUGAGAGAGGUCACAUGGGAAGCAAGAGCCAAAUGGAAGUGUCUGGGAGAACAGUUGGGAGUUACCAUGGGGAAAUUAGAGGAGAUUCAGCACAACCUUCGUCAUGUAGCUGGAGCUUGUUUAACUGACAUGCUGGAGCACUGGUUGACCCAGACCGACCCUCCCCCCUCCUGGUCCGCUCUCAUUGAGGCUCUCAAAUCCCCUGCUCUUGGUCGGGGAGACAUUGCCAGUGAGAUUGAGACUACGAUUGAGAUGAAAUGGCACAUUAAAGAACAUCCCAAGGAUGUGCUCACUAAAGUUGGUGAGGAUGCUAAUUUCUUCAUCAGUGUGAUGUCUCCUGGGCAGGUCUUGUACAACUGGUGCUUUAAUGAUCAGAGUAUAUUAGCCAGCAACGUUAACUAUAGAGGAGCAAAAACAAGGAAACUGGUUGUUUUGAAAUCUUUGUCCAAGCACCGUGGAAUCUACAAGUGUAACGUUACACACAAACUUGAUUCGAAUCUUCACGUCUCUUCAUUUUCGGCUACACUAGAAAUUGAUGGAACCAAAAUUGAAGACAAAGAGUCUAAUCUCCUUGGAAUAAUUUUACAGAAAGUGACCCCACCGCUGGUUGAUGAACCAGAUUUGAAUAUUACGGAGCUACUCAGUGGAACAAGUAAUCUGACUUAUGAAGAGCUACAAAUUGUUCUUGGACGAUCUUCACAAACAUCGUAUUUAUCAACCGAUCUGGAACAGAAAUUGCGAGCACGUAAGCAAUUAUAAUUAUACCAUCAUUCGUACAUUCUAUGAUUUACAUGUACUUCAAGUUGUACUCUUGACACCAUUCACUGUAUAAGGACA